Candidozyma duobushaemuli is the source of this 2697-nucleotide messenger RNA. It is a transcript of the gene ZCF19, whose product is annotated as Zcf19p. The coding region runs from base 1 to 2697 and encodes 898 amino acids. Lineage: Eukaryota; Fungi; Ascomycota; Pichiomycetes; Serinales; Metschnikowiaceae. Gene Ontology annotation, biological process: regulation of DNA-templated transcription. The transcript is spliced from 3 exons. The record is from RefSeq and is a predicted model, not a curated record. Gene Ontology annotation, molecular function: transcription cis-regulatory region binding; DNA-binding transcription factor activity, RNA polymerase II-specific. Gene Ontology annotation, cellular component: nucleus.
AUGUCCCAGUACGAACGAAUGAUGAAACAGAACCUCGUCAAAAAGACACUCCAAGAGAAUCCCGGCAUCCUCAAUGGCAAAGGAACGAUGAAAAAGCCACAAAAUAGCUUCUUGACGGUCGUGCUCCUUGUGGCAGCGUCCAGUUCCCUUACAAUGCUUGUAUACCUAGGAUCCAAGGUCUACAAGGUAUCGCUGAACGAACUGGACAACGCGUCACAGUGUGCCUUUUUGCCCCUUUGGCUCAGCUUCAAUUGGCCCUGGGACCGCAGAUUUGGCUUCCCGCUGUACCUCAAGUACUUUGAUCCCGAGUUCCACGAGUAUGUGGAGAGCAUCCCCAACUUCACGGAUGACCUACAUCUGCAAAACGUCCAGUUUCUGGUUUUGGACGAGCUUUUCCGCCUGAAGAUUGUGAGGGACACGUUUGGCAUUCCGCUUUUGCUUAAAACGGAAGAUCUGGACUUCUUUGAUAGCUGGAUCGAGACUGAACACCCCACGAUUCACGGACCCAAGAUCACGAUAACCAAAUCCGACGGCAAAACUCAUCUUGCGUGGCGCUGGGCGAUAUCUCCGCUUCCCUGGUGGGGCGAUAUCGAUAAGGCACUUACAGCCUUUGGGUUCAAGCUAGAUAGGCUAGAUCCCAACGAUGCGAUGAAGAAAACCUCCGAAAAGUCUAGUGGGCGUGUUCACGAGGUUACUUCAAUUGACAUGAAGCCAAAGAGAGUGAUUACUUCCGACAAAGACUACAAUAUCGUGUUUCUGGGUCUGUUCCACUUGAGCAACUCCUCUACAACCAAGGCAGGUAAGGUGAACUACACAGGUAUGAUUGACUUUGACCACAUGGGAAUCAACAAGGUGAAAAUCGUCAAUGGAGUGCCUGAGCACUUGAGCGGGGACCAAACCGUGGAGGUUAUACCUGGGAAUAAUGAUCAUUACAUUUCUAGGGUCGAUACGGAUCAUACCUCGUCCAAGAAACUCGACUUCUUAUGCGGGUCUGUGACCAGGAUUUUGGAGCUUCUCCAGGCGCAGAAUGGAGCAACCCAAUCGCAGUCCAUUUUGAACAGUGACGUGAAGUUGCUCCUUGAUGCAGCAUCGACGAUGAAAGACCAUCCCACUUCACAGACCUUCCCUGUCACACCCCAGGUGAUCCAGGAUUCGGUGACAGAGGCCCUUGCAACGGACGUGCCGCAACAGGCUGAAGAAGAGCCUCCACAUAUCAUUCUAGGCCCUUCAAAAGGCUUUGAGACAUCCCCAUUCAGUUUGUUGGCAGACAACCCAGGAUCUGUGUCGAGGCCAGUACUGAACCUUCUCAAACUCAGAGCUUCACAUGGCCAACCUGCAAUUGUGCUGAGCGAAGGUGACAUCAUAGAUGCUGGCGUUCUCACCAAACUUGAGGUAAUUGACCUUAUGAAUGACUUCAGGAGCAAUUACGGAAGAUGGGUUCUGUUUCCCAGCGAUAUGUCUACGGAGGAUUUGAUAGACAGCGUCAGGAAAAAGUCUUCUCUUUUGAUAACUACGUGCUGCUGUUUGUCGUUGAGAUACUCCCUCAAUGGCAAGCCGAACCCCGGUGACGUUGAUAGCCACCGCAGAAAGAAAAUCACAUACAAAUUGUUAAUCCAGCAUUUGCUUCGGGACCUCAACAAAACACUUCUCAAAGUCGCUUGUUUCCAGGGAUGUGGCGACUCAAAGGGCGAUAUCGAAGACCUUCAAGCCAUGGUUAUUCUCUCAAUCUACUCGAUGUCCUUGUCCUCAAUAGCGUGCAGCACCGUCGAUGAUGACCCUCUUCUUGAUGAUGAAGUCAGCAUUAAAGAACUCAAUAUGGACUCAUGGAGCCUUUCAGGCACCGCACUAACAACAUUCAUUUCCAAAUCCAACUUCGGAAUAUUGCUCCACAGGGCAGAAGACGAAACGCCUAACUUUACAUUCCUUUUUAACCAAUUCGAUUCUACCGAAUACCAGACUCUCACGAUGUACCGCAUCUACAACCACCUCAUUCUCAAUCACUUGGCAAGUUGUAUUUUCAGUGGAAGGAUGUGCAUUGUCGAUCAGAUCAGACUUAGCCAUUGCAACCUCGCCCUAAGCCUACCCAGCGCUACAAACUUCGAUGGCCGAAUGGUAAGUGAAAUUGGCAUAUUGUUGAUCACUUACAACUAUAUUCAACUCAGCUGCAAUGGAGCACUGGCAAACGAUCCGGAGCAAGUAGAGCUUGCUUUCAAAGGCGUGAAGGAAGAGAUCAAAGGAUGGUACGAGCAAUGGGAAUACUUAUUCUCCCAACCUGCGAUCUCGUUUGUUGAGUCCACACUCUCAUUUUGCCUCAUACUUGUGCAUCUCAGCUACACGCAAGAGAAGGUGGGGGCUUCUAAGCGUCAACCACCAUCACCAGCGAGUAUUCAAGACAGAUUAUUGACGUCACUCACAGACUGCGACAGAAAGUGCAUAAGUCAGAUCGUCUCGAGCGCCUACUACCUUGUUGAUUUUUCUAUAAAGAUCCAGAACGACUCGUACUACGCGUACUUGUCGGACCAAAUCCACUUUUUCUUCUAUUUUGGUUGCGUUGUAUUGCUCAAGGGCCUCAGCCAUCUCAAAGCACACGAUAAGCUUCACUAUUUGAAUGACCAAAAUGAUCAAAAUGAGCUCAAGGAAUCGACAUGGAAAGAUGCGCUAGUCAAGUCGAAGCAGCUCACAGCCUUGUCGGCAUAA